AUGGCUUCGGCGGCGGCGGCGACUCAAGUGGGCACUUACUUCCUCCGCAACUACUACAAUCUGUUGCAGCAGAACCCCGAUGUCGUCCACCAGUUCUACAGCGAAGCAAGCACCAUGGUCCGCGUCGACGACCUCAACGGGACCAACACCACUGCUAACUCAAUGAUGGAUAUACACUCCCUUAUCAUGUCCCUCAAUUUCACCCAAAUCGAGAUAAAAACUGCCAACUUUGCCAACUCAUGGGGAGAUGGGGUGCUAGUGAUGGUCUCUGGUCUUGUACAGACCAAAGAGUACAGCAACCAAAGGAAAUUUAUCCAGAUGUUUUUCCUUGCGCCUCAGGAGAAAGGUUAUUUUGUGCUCAAUGAUUAUUUCCACUUUGUUGACCAAGAACAAGUGCAACCUGCACAGGUGAGAGCUCACGAAGCCUUUGAGACUAACAUGGCAUCCAACACAGUCCAAACAAGUGCAGAGUACAUUCAUGAAGAAAGUCGAACAAUGCAAGCUGUUCCAGUAACAUCUGAAGAAAAUGAUGCUGUUGACAGUUACACUUACUCUGAGCCACCACUGCAAGUAGUUUCUCAGUCGGACAACUGGGGAGAUGAAUCUCUUCAAGAGGAAGCACUUUCUUCCUUCUCGAAUGGAAUGGCGAUGGCACCAGAGGAGCCAGCACAACCUCCGCCUGUGCAGCCUCAUGUUGAGGAACCUGUUGGGGAGCCCGUAAAGAAGACAUAUGCUUCUAUUCUAAGAACCGCAAAAGCCCCACCUCCGUUCCCUUUUGCUCAAUCAGUGCCUGUGAAUAAACCUCACCCUACAACAGAAGCAAGCCAGGCAACUCUAGGGACUUCAUCGGUGGCAGCAGAUAAGCCAAAAUCUGACUUCUACGCAGAAGGCCAUGAUGAAGAAGAGAGCAAAUCUGUUUAUGUUGGGAAUGUGCCGCAAAAUGUAACUGAGGCUGAUCUUGAGAAUGAGUUCAAGAAGUUUGGCCAGCUCAUCCCUGAUGGUGUUGCUAUCAGAAGCCGAAAGGAGACUGGUGGCUACUAUGCUUUUGUGGAAUUCGAGGAACUGAGUGGCGUUCACAAUGCAUUGAGGGCUUCACCACUUGAAAUAAAUGGGCGGCAGAUAUAUGUCGAGGAGCGGAAGCCUAACAGUGGAAUAAGGGGAGGAAGAAGGGGGGGAGGCAGAGGUCGCUUUGGCGGCAGUGGCAGAGGAUAUGCGAGAGGUGACGAGUACAGCGGUAGCCGUGGAAAGUCGAAUGGUUAUCAGCGUGUCCCUCACCACGAGAGGGGCAUUUUGGGGGCAAGGAACUGA
This is a messenger RNA of Triticum turgidum subsp. durum (durum wheat), 1308 nucleotides long. The record is from the annotation of a GenBank genome assembly. Lineage: Eukaryota; Viridiplantae; Streptophyta; Magnoliopsida; Poales; Poaceae.